Verticillium alfalfae VaMs.102 is the source of this 1521-nucleotide messenger RNA. Its product is annotated as choline transport protein. Gene Ontology annotation, biological process: transmembrane transport. NCBI's taxonomy places the organism in Eukaryota, Fungi, Ascomycota, Sordariomycetes, Glomerellales, Plectosphaerellaceae. Bases 1 to 1521 code for a protein of 506 amino acids. The record is from RefSeq and is a predicted model, not a curated record. The transcript is spliced from 9 exons. Gene Ontology annotation, cellular component: membrane. Gene Ontology annotation, molecular function: transmembrane transporter activity.
AUGGCACAUCAUGCAAAGGCUGGCCAUCUGCAGGCCCGGUUAUCGGGCCUCAACAUGGUGGCUAUGGCAUUUGCCAUUCUCAAUACAUGGAUAGCUCUUGCUGGCUCGAUAGGCCUUGUGUUGCCAUCAGGGGGUCCCGUGUCCCUUUUGUAUGGGUUCGUCUUCUGUGUGAUGUGCAACUUCGCCCUCACUGCGAGUCUUGGUGAGCUGGCAGCCAUCUGGCCCACGGCUGGAGGUCAAUAUCACUUUGUAUACGCCCUCUGCUCUACAAAGUGGAAGCGGGUCAUGAGCUUUUGGGUGGGCUGGACCAAUAUUGUUGGCUGGCUGAUUGUCGUCACGGUUCAAGGGUUCUUUGCAGCACUCUUCAUAUGUGCUGCCUCUGUUGUGGCUUCGGACGGGAGGUUCGUUGUAACACAGUGGAACACAUACCUGAUAUUCCUAGCCAUCCUGACAUUUGCCACGGCGGGCAACAUCUGGGGUAACAAGAUCCUCGGUAAAUGGAACGAUCUCGCCCUAUCGUUCCUCCUAUCAAUGUCCGACAAGUCGAGCGCGGAAUACGUCUUUACGUCCUUCAACAACGAGUCUGGGUGGGCUGACGGCAUGUCUUGGAUCCUUGGACUGCUCCAGUCUGCUCUCUCUUUGAUUGGUUUCGACGUGGUUCUGCACAUGACGGAGGAGAUGCCGAACCCCUCGCGCGAUGCUCCGCGGGCCAUGGUGUACGCCAUUGCUGUUGGAGGCGUAACAGGUCUGGCAUUCAUCCUUGUGAUGCUCUUCUGUCUCACCGAUCCGGCCACUGUCCUUGCCUCGCCAACAGGCAUGCCCAUUGUCGAGCUCAUCCUGCAGGCAACAAAGAGUCGUGCUGGCACGUGCGUGUUGACUCUCAUGCUCGGAGUUUGCUUCAUCAAUGGGUGCAACGCAUCCGUCACCAGCGCCAGCCGCUUGCUCUUUGCCAUGGCGCGAGACAAGGGUAUUGUCUUCCCCAAUUACUUCUCCCACAUUACGCCUGGCCUCAACGUCCCUGUGCGAACCAUCCUGCUGUGCUUCGGCUUUAACGUGCUGUUUGGCCUGCUUUACCUCGGCCCCAGCGUUGCGUUUGGUGCCUACAUUGCGUCGUGCACCAUAUUCCUUAACGUCUCGUAUGCGUUCCCCAUCAUCACGCUCUUGGUCAGAGGACGCAGCGUCUUGGCCGAGCAUCAGCAGCACGAUACGCCGUUCCAGCUUGGAUCGUGGGGCCAUGUCAUUAACUGGGUGGCGGCGCUUUUUGUUGUUGUGACCUCCGUGUUUUUCUGUUUCCCUGCCUCUCUGCCCGUAACGAGCGAUACGAUGAACUAUGUGUCAGUCGUUAUCGCCAUCUUCGUCGUCGUCAGUGCGGUGAAUUGGUGGGUGUAUGGACAUCGGUUCGAGGGACCUAAAUUCGAGGUCAUCAUGGGCCAGCACGGAGAUGGGCCACUCAGCAAGGCGGAUUCAGAGCCACGGCUGGAGACGAUUGAGGCCAAGAGGUCGCAUGCCGAGGUGGUUUGA